AUGGACGAAGCGUCACAGCAGCUGCACCUCGAAACCCGCGAUGCCGUUGUCCGGGCGCUUGCAACGCGCCGGCCCGUGCUGCACCACCUGAACGACGACACCUCGUGGCUGCUCCAGAUCCCGCGGCCCGCAAACGCCGUCAAGCACGGCAGCCGCGUCUACUACAACAUCCUCAUCGACCCGUGGUUCGUCGGCGGGCAGUCGGACGUGGCCAAGUGGUUCUCGCAGCAAUGGCACGCGACCCCCAGCGCCGUGCAGAGCAUCGCCGAGGUCGAGGACGUGGUGCGCCAGGUCGAGAUGCUCGCCGGUGGAAUGCGCAGGCGGAGGCCCGGCGCCGAGGAAGAGUCGCUCAUCGACGCCGUUGCCAUUUCCCAUGAGUUCACCGACCACUGCCACAAGGACACGCUGCUCGAGGUGCACCGCGACGUGCCCGUGUUUGCGACCGAGCAAGCAGCCAAGCUGAUAGCAUCGUGGUCGCACUUCCGCUCCGUCACCACGACGCCCACCUUCGUCGACAACAGCGACUGGCACGACUUCUCCCUCUCGCCGCUCCCCUCGUGGCUCGGCAUCAGCCGCCUCACCGCGCCCGGCGACUCUCUCGACUACCACUCCGCCCUGCUCAUCACCUUCGCCACCCACCCCUUCCUGUCCAGCACGCCGCGCAAGCCCCGCUCCUCGCUCUCCAUCAACGGCGACGGCCUCGAGGGCGCCUUCUCCACCGCCACCACCGAAGCCGCCGAAGCCGUGCUCUACACGCCCCACGGCAUCCCCCACCCCGCACUCAGCCCCAUCGCCACCGCCGACCCGGACCUGCGCGUCCUGGGCUUCCUGCACGGCCUGCACGACGUCAGCAUCUCCGCGGCGCAGCAGCUCAACCUCGGCGCUAAGAACGGCCUCCUUGCUCAGCGCAUCCUCGGCGCCCGCUACUGGGUCGCUACGCACGACGAGGUGAAGAAGGGCGGCGGGUUUAUCAGUUGGUUCUUGCGCCGCAAGGCCUGGACCGUCGAAGACGCGCUGAGGGAGGCGCGGAGCGAGGAGACGGGCGGCUAUGGCGGCGAUGCAUGGGCGGUUGACGGCUUUGAGCAUGUACGGUUCAGGGAGUUGGUGAACGGCGAGAGCAUGAUAUUGGAGUAG
Ascochyta rabiei is the source of this 1134-nucleotide messenger RNA. RefSeq lists its product as uncharacterized. The transcript is spliced from 2 exons. The record is from RefSeq and is a predicted model, not a curated record. Bases 1 to 1134 code for a protein of 377 amino acids. NCBI's taxonomy places the organism in Eukaryota, Fungi, Ascomycota, Dothideomycetes, Pleosporales, Didymellaceae.